Molecule: messenger RNA, 352 nt
Organism: Staurois parvus
Lineage: Eukaryota; Metazoa; Chordata; Amphibia; Anura; Ranidae
Source: the annotation of a GenBank genome assembly
UCAUGCUGCUGCCAGGUCCAGAGUCUCUCAUGGGUCCCUGUACGGCCUCCCAUUGCUGCUGUCUCCAUCGCCACACUCUGCCAUGUGCCACUUUCAGGUCUCCUCACACACUGCUGGUGUGUUGAAUUUUUUGACAUAGGGUGCUGGCAGAUUACGGGCCUCCUAUAGCUGCUGCCAGGCCCCUAAUCUGCCAUGGGCCCCCCUAUACCGCCUCCUCAUGCUGCUGCCAGGUCCACAGUCUCUCAUGGGUCCCUGUACGGCCUCCCAUUGCUGCUGUCUCCAUCGCCACACUCUGCUGCCAUGUGCCACUUUCAGGUCUCCUCACACUGCUGGUGUGUUCAAAUUUUUUGAC